UGAUCGUCAUGAUGUAGAGAGAUCGCAUGAAUUCAGCAGCAGCAGCAGAAGUGUGUCUCUUCUGACUUAGUAAACGAAAGCAAUCGAUAAAAGACUGUGGUGUAAUGCAACGAGAACUUGUGCGUUCUUUUCUUCUUAUUCGGGUAGCCAAAAACUUGGUUUUAGUUGGGAUUUAUUUACUGCCUGGUCUGGUCGUCCUCUUCUUGUGUCAUCCUAAGUUCUCUUUCUUCAUGAUAUUCUUUACCCAUCAGUUUUACGUAACAGAAAGCCUUUUCCAGUGCAUGGGUCUGCUAUUCUCCAACUGAAAAGUUUGUGAAUUCUCACCCCGCAGCCAAAAACGUAUCCUGCGCGUAGCAGCUGGUUCUGUGACCGUGGCGAUUUUUACCUGAAGACUACUGACGCGGUGGGGAAAGAGAAGGACGAUUCUUUAUUUUGGAAUGAAACUAAGAGACAAUCGAAUCCUACGGAAAAACAAAUAGCAAGAAAAUUCACUAACAACUCUGAUUAAAAAAGAGUGAGAUGUGGCCCACGAAUAUGCGCCCCCUGAAGCCAACUGCCCCCAAACUGGACGAGAUAAUUAGUCAAGGGAUUUAUGGCUGUGAACAAGGAUGUGACGUCGUCUUCCUCGUCGGUUAUGAUGACCAGUGGAGGAUCCCUGCUCACAAAACCAUCCUUUACAACUCUACCCCAGUCUUUCGAGCAAUGUUUUCCGAAUAUUUUAGCCCACAACAUAAUGAACAAGGUGGCAACGAACCGCACAAAAUUACAGUGUCUGAUGUUGAUGGGAGAGCUUUCGACAAUCUCUUGCGACACUUGUACGCACAGGAAAUGGCAUUUCAAUCAGUAGAAACAGCACUCCGGACUUUAUACGCAGCUCACAAAUACCAGUGUCCCGAACUGGUCCAAAAAUGUGUCGAUUAUCUCAGUCAGAAUCUGAAUGUCAACAACAUCCUGUCCAUCCUGAGCAAUAUUCCUCUCCUUUGUGGAAAUGUUCAAAAUCUUGAGAACUGGGGACGUGAGAGGCAAAUGAUGCAAGAGAUGUUUCUUACCAGCUCCUCCUUCCCAGGGGGUCAGGAAGUGCACAUGUCUGCGACAGACGACAAUCCCUUAAACUUCUCCCAGCUUGCAGCAGCUCAGAAUCCAGAGUCCGAGUACUUGGACUGUAUUGAAACUGAUUGUUCUCGAUUGCUGCAGAAAUGUCUCAAUUUUGUGGACAAGGAGGCAAACAGUGUCCUACUUUUGGACGAGAUGGAAGAUCUGGACGUGGACACGUUCCGCUUAAUCCUCUCCAGAGACACGCUUGAUAUUUCUGAUGAAAAUCUCGCUUUCAAUGCGAUCCUCAAGUGGACGGACAAAGAGUGCAAACGAAAACAACUGCCUCUGACGACCGAGUCAAAACGCACCGUGUUGGGCGAAUCUCUCUUCCUCCCACGCUAUCUGACCAUGAGCCUCGCCUCCUUCUUGUGCGAACUUGGACCCGCAAAAUCCGGCCUUUUCACCCCCGAGGAGAUCUCAUGUUUAACCAGAAUCUUAAAGAAUGGUAGCCGAGCGGAAAUCCAGAAUGAACUCUCGUCCCCACCAAACAAUCCGCUCGGGAUUCCGACCACUUUGCGGCCCUAUUAUCGCAACUUGGCUCGACCACGAUGUCCCAUUCGAACAAUUGGUCACCCAUCUCCGGCAAAAAAGUCGAAACGCGGUGGUGGUCUCAGCUUAAUUGAGAGGUGGAAUCAUCGCAGGUGUUGUCGAAGUCGUCGGAAUAACAGGGGCAGUCGUUCGAACAGUCAACUCUCAUCUCCCUCAAAUAGCAACCCGUCUAGUCCCCGGCGAAACUUUAGCAAUGCAGAUCAGUCCAAGAAAUGGAAUUUGUGUGUCGAAAGGGUCGUCAUUUUUCUUGCCUGUUUGUUUGACUGAAAAGAAAAAAAAACUUACCUUUGCCAUUCAUUUGUACAAGUUUGUGGAUCUUUUUUUAUAAAUACGACUAUUCAUACGCUUAAGUUUGUACUGUUAGUUAAGCACGGAAGUAAUUUCGUUUGGUUCUCAUUAUAGUCGCAGAUGUGUGAAGUUGUUCGCAUUUCAUGGUCUGAUUCAGAAAGAACAAUGUUUAAACUUAUUAUCGAAUUGACAUUAUGAAACGUGAUUGUUCAACAACUGAUGUUCAUAUUCAGUUACCUUUUUUUAACAUGUCACAACAAAUUGGUCUCAAUUAAUGCUUAUUUAUUUUAAGUCGAGUACAAUGAUUUAUUUACUAUUUAAUGAAAAAUAUGUAAGUAAUAUUGCCAGUAACCUGUACUUGCCUACAUGCAUUUUAACGUGUCACAAUCUUGUCAGAGAUUAAUUACAUACAUAUAAAUGGAUAUGUAUGCUUAUUAUUGCUUUAUUUACAUAAUGAUCCGGUAAACCUGUAUUCAUUACAUUUAUUUUAAAUGUAUUUACCCCCAUUGUAACUUUUGUGUUCUAUAAUAUUCAUUCAUUCAUUGAUCGUACUGACAUGACAAAUAUGAUAUCCGCGUUUUUAUUUGUAAAGCAUUUAUUCACAGCCUCAAAUAAUCCGUACGUAAUAAUGGUAUGUAUGUAUGCAGUAACAAAAAAAAGUAUAAUGCGCCACAAAAAAAGUGUGUGAAUGUGAUAUCUAAACAUAUUUCUAAAAAAUAUUUCUUAGCAAAUCUUCCAGCAACCGAUCUGUAAUCGACGAGAUAAUUAUAACAACCUAUUCAGAGUGAUUUAUGUAUGUAUCAUAAGACAAUUUACCUUUAAAAUCUUGCUACCAUGUUGAUAUUACAAUUACCUGGCUGUUGUAUUGUAAUCCAAUCGAGAAAGUAUUUAUCCUGAGAAAUGCGAUAUAUGAAAGAAUGAUUCGGAAUCGGAAUAAAUAUAUGAAAAAUUUAUCCAAAUAUGCAAAUCAAGCUCGAAAUUAAAAAAUAUAUGUAUCGAGAGAAUAUUAUGUAUAAUAUCGAAUGGCUGGAACCAUACAUAUAAAUAUCUCGUUUCGCAGUGUCUGAAAUUUAAAUCGAAAUUGUAGUAGGAUAAUUGAAAGAGUGAAAAUUAACUAAUCAAAUUAAUUAAUCAUUAAGAAAAUCAUGUUUACAAUGAAUUAUCAUGAAUUUAGAUCAAUAACUGAACUUAUUGAAAGUGAGAAUGUCUAAUUGUUGUGAAUGCAUAAUAACUGUGUGUAAGUAGUUUGUAAUUUUAAACUGCAAUUUUGAUCUAAUGACGAAAUAAAUACUUUGAAAAUGCGAAGAAUAAACAAA
This is a messenger RNA of Folsomia candida, 3248 nucleotides long. RefSeq names its product BTB/POZ domain-containing protein 6. Gene Ontology annotation, biological process: neurogenesis. Gene Ontology annotation, molecular function: protein binding. The record is from RefSeq and is a predicted model, not a curated record. Lineage: Eukaryota; Metazoa; Arthropoda; Collembola; Entomobryomorpha; Isotomidae. The transcript has 7 exons. Bases 520 to 1911 code for a protein of 463 amino acids. Gene Ontology annotation, cellular component: cytosol.